AUGACACCAUCCAAAUCAGCUCUGGUGCAGAGGGAAGUGUCCAGGAGCAGGACUUUGGAGGACAGCCACGACUCUGAAAUGAGUGAGGAUCUAGCUCCUGCCCCAGCUCCUGCCCCAGCUCCUGCCCCAGCUCCUGCCCCAGCUCCUGCCCCAGCUCCUGCCCCAGCCUUGGCGCAGUCAUCAUGGCGCAGCUGCAAAGCUAGCAGUGACACGGUGUCCGAAGUGGAGAUUCCCAGGAAGAGGAAAAUCAAAACUCACUGGAUCACCUCAAAAAUUGACAGCACUGACUGA
Messenger RNA from Knipowitschia caucasica, 291 nucleotides. NCBI's taxonomy places the organism in Eukaryota, Metazoa, Chordata, Actinopteri, Gobiiformes, Gobiidae. The record is from the annotation of a GenBank genome assembly.